CUGCUCCCUACGGGCGUAAAAAAGUCACUUUACCGACAAAAUGUCUGCUACAGCGGGAAAUGUGGAAUGGUUCACUACCGUCUCAGCAUAUUCGCUGGGUUUUGUUAGUGGCAUUGGAGUCAUUGCCUAUCUUUCGGCGAAGGCGUUCCUGCCAAAGAGGGCGACCUCCACGGACCGUUUCACAUGGAUCUGGCUCACCUUUGACGCUUUAGUCCACUUUUCUUUCGAAGCCGUCUUCCUCUAUUACUCGGUUUUCGGCAAGCAGAUUGCCACCAGCGAUGGCAUUCUUCCCGAGAUGGUCAGGGAAUACGCACGGGCUGACUUGCGUUGGGCCGUUGCUGAUCCCACCGUCGUCUCCCUGGAAAUUCUCACCGUACUCGGUGCGGGACCCAUGGCCGUGUACAUCCUGAAGCAGCUCGCUGCGGAUGAUCUUGCUCGGCACUAUUGGAUUGUUGUGUUGUGCACAGCUGAACUCUACGGAGGAUGGAUGACAUUCUGCCCUGAAUGGCUAACGGGCAGCCCCAGCCUCGUUACCUCGAACCCGCUCUAUCUAUGGGUGUACCUCACGUUCAUGAACGUGAUCUGGGUCGUCAUCCCACUUGGCCUCAUGGUCGACUCGUAUAAACACAUUGCGGGCGCCCUUCGGACUGCCCAGGCCGUCAAACGGUCUGUCAAGUCAGAGUAAACCAACUCACCGCCUACUCGGCGCGCCGUGCUUGCUUCUCGACAGACUCGACACAAUCAUCAUUUCACCGCGCCUAAGUAUCUCCUGACCAUGUUGACUGAGCAGAUAAUUGAUCACAGCUCCCGAGAGCUCGAGUAUGAGGCCCUUCGGGAGUCGAUAAAUAGCCACCUAGUGAUGGAACAUUUUGCAGCAAUCUCGCGUAUCAGAGUUUGAAUUGAAGUCUACUAGUGCUGCGCCGGGUCCGCGCUUCUGUGCUGCCGCCGGAUACACCUAAAUAAAACAUGAUUUUCUCCGUUUGCU
Molecule: messenger RNA, 985 nt
Organism: Phanerochaete carnosa HHB-10118-sp
Lineage: Eukaryota; Fungi; Basidiomycota; Agaricomycetes; Polyporales; Phanerochaetaceae
Exons: 7
Coding region: 41-685 (214 amino acids)
Biological process (GO): sterol metabolic process
Cellular component (GO): endoplasmic reticulum; membrane
Molecular function (GO): cholestenol delta-isomerase activity
Source: RefSeq, a predicted model, not a curated record